AUUAAAAUAAUUGGAACUUGUAGGCUCCUUAGUCAGCCCUUUGAUUGCAGCAGUAGUAGUAGUAGUUAUGACUUGGCUCAGGUCUAAAGUCUGAACUCCUUAACCCUCCCACUCACCAAAGUAAAUUCAUCACCGUUAUCCUCUUCUGUCAGAGUACAGUGCUUAUAAUUACUUUGAACUCCAGCCAAAUAUGUUGCAUAGUAAUACGUGUUCUUUUCUGUGUCCACAGGGAGAUGGUGAAUGCCUGGUUUGCUGAGCGUGCUCAUACCAUCCAGCCAUCUGUCCUUAAAGAAAACUGUUCCCAGCAGCGAACCCACCAGUCCUCCUCAGAUCUUUGCCCCUCUUCUAACUCCACCAUCCUCUCUUCAAGCCUCACCCUCCUGGACAACCGCUGCCCCUCCCCUGCCACUGUACCGAGCCCAGCUCCUGGUACCCCAACUCGCAAAAUCUCAGCUUCAGAGUUUGACCGCCCACUAAGACCCAUUGUGGUCAAAGACUCUGAGGGAUCCCUCACAUUUCUGAGUGACUCGGAACGGGAACCCGUCCCUCUCUGUGGUUCGGUGAUGGGAGAGGGUGGUGGUGAUGAUGGGAGUGGCAGGGAGGUUGAUCGCUGCACCAGGCUGCUGGAGCUAGUAAAGGAAGUAUCAAGUUAUCUGGAUGUGACAGCGCUCUGCCAUAAGAUCUUCCUACACAUCAAUGAGCUGAUCACUGCAGACCGAUACUCACUCUUUCUGGUAGGAACCGGAAAAGAUAGAUUAAUGCAAGCUCAUACUUAUUUCACUCUAACACCUUAUUUUUAAGUGGAUCCCAAAACCAGAAACCACAUUCAGAAUGAAUCCAAAAGUUUUAAAUCCAAUGAUUUUAUUGCCACAGUAGCACAGAUUGUAAUAUUUUUCAAUGAGAUGUAACAUUGUUAGCUUACUGUUUUUUAAAUUUCUCACUGUGCAGUGCAUGUUAUCCACGAACGCUUAGC
Messenger RNA from Poecilia latipinna (sailfin molly), 973 nucleotides. RefSeq names its product cGMP-specific 3',5'-cyclic phosphodiesterase-like. NCBI's taxonomy places the organism in Eukaryota, Metazoa, Chordata, Actinopteri, Cyprinodontiformes, Poeciliidae. The record is from RefSeq and is a predicted model, not a curated record. The coding region runs from base 234 to 800 and encodes 188 amino acids. The transcript has a single exon.